GGGAAAUCGAUAAAGGGCGCCACUAUUACUGCUACUCCCGCUUACGAGAGCUUUACGAGGAGGAUCACUUUUUGCAAAGAUGGUGAAUACCAGCUGGUUGGCCAUACUCUCCCUGGGGGCAUAUGCCGUCUCCUUCACUCAGGCAGCGCCAGACGUCUACGGGGCGCCUCCUCCCCCUAGGGCCUACUGCCUCCCCCAGGUGAAAUAUGUCACCAAGUACCAGACACAGGUGGAGAAGCUACCAGUGUACGAAACGGUCUACGACAAGCAGUACGUGCCCACGACGAUCUACCAACCCGUGUACGAGACCGAGUAUGUCACGAAGGUCGAGACCGAGUACGUACCCGAGUACGUCACGGAGACCGAGUACAAGACGGACACGAAGUACGUCACGGACUACGAGACCCAGUACGAGACGAAGUACGAGACCAAGACCGAGCACGUGCCCGAGUACGUCACGGAGACGGACGUGAAGUACGAGACCGUCGUGCAGACGGACGUGAAGUACGAGACCGUCUACAAGACAGAGUACCAGCCGCAGUACGUCACCAAAACGGCCCUCCACUACAACACGGUCUACAAGACCAACUUAGUCCCGUACUACCAGACCGUUUUGAAAACCCUCCAGACGUACAAGACGGUCUGCCCGAAGCCGUACGGAGGGUACGGGUACGGUGGGUACGGUCACUGACGCGUCUGAUGCACGUAUCGAUACUGCCAUACUGUCAAAGUUGCCAAAUAGGGAAUUAUGCUUUUAAUUAUUUGCUUUUAUUGGCUUACAAUUAUCAAUGUAAACAUGAUAAAUGAAUUACACGGAGUUAUCCAAUAAAAUUAUUAAUCUAGAAAUUAAUAAAAUAAAAUUAUGCAUUGUAGAAUUAUAAAACUAACAUUGACUCGUCUGAUACCCGUAUUGAUAUUGCCAUAAAGACAGAGUUGCCAAGCAGGGAAAUAUGCUUUCUUAUUAUCUGCUUUUGUCUACUUUAAAUUAUUAAUGUAUAAAAUUGAAUGCCAUAAAUUAUGCAUCGCAGAAUGUGAAAUAAAUCAUGUA
Macrobrachium nipponense is the source of this 1048-nucleotide messenger RNA. RefSeq lists its product as uncharacterized. The coding region runs from base 80 to 691 and encodes 203 amino acids. The transcript has 3 exons. Lineage: Eukaryota; Metazoa; Arthropoda; Malacostraca; Decapoda; Palaemonidae. The record is from RefSeq and is a predicted model, not a curated record.